UUAGAACUGUCCAGUACAAGAGAAGUGGAAGAGAAGACGUCUGUUGGCCAACCACUACCUAGAGGUAGGUAGGUAGCCUCGGUUGAACACGCAGCAAAGGUCAUGAGGACCUCCUCUCUCUUCCAGCUGAACUUUUUGCCCUCGUUGGCUCGACAUGUGCAGCUGGAAAAGAGGCAUCCACUUCCCCAGGACCCCCAGCUCGCCCAGUCAGUCAACAAACCCAGUCAAAGACCCCUACCUCUCCCCAGUUAGGUUGAUGUGAUAGACUCCGCCCUAUGGUUUGUCAGUGGGCCG
Messenger RNA from Neurospora tetrasperma FGSC 2508, 294 nucleotides. RefSeq lists its product as uncharacterized. NCBI's taxonomy places the organism in Eukaryota, Fungi, Ascomycota, Sordariomycetes, Sordariales, Sordariaceae. The record is from RefSeq and is a predicted model, not a curated record. The coding region runs from base 103 to 252 and encodes 49 amino acids. The transcript has a single exon.